Molecule: messenger RNA, 486 nt
Organism: Diversispora eburnea
Lineage: Eukaryota; Fungi; Glomeromycota; Glomeromycetes; Diversisporales; Diversisporaceae
Source: the annotation of a GenBank genome assembly
GGAAAAGCGAAAAGGACUAGAAAAUUUGCUGAAGCCAAACGAUUAUUGAAUCCCAAGGAUUCAAGAUUACCACAAGUAGCUUCGUCAUUAUUCUUUCGUUAUAAUACAGCUUUAGGACCACCCUAUCAUGUUUUGGUUGACACGAAUUUUAUUAAUUUUUCGAUUCAAAAUAAACUGGAACUUGUUCAAGCCAUGAUGGAUUGUCUUUACGCUAAAAAAUUAGAAAAAUUGGGUCCAAAAUAUAGGAUAGCUCUCCGAAUCGCUCGAGAUCCUAGAUUUGAAAGAUUACCAUGUACUCAUAAAGGAACUUACGCUGAUGAUUGUUUGGUUCAAAGAGUGAUGCAGCAUAAAUGUUAUAUUGUAGCAACUUGUGAUAGAGAUUUAAAACGUCGCAUACGAAAAAUACCAGGUAUCCCAAUAAUGUAUAUUUCAAAGAGAAAAUAUACAAUUGAAAGAUUACCUGAGGCCUAUGGUGCACCUGCGUGA